This is a messenger RNA of Drosophila hydei, 4970 nucleotides long. It is a transcript of the gene gw, whose product is annotated as protein Gawky. Gene Ontology annotation, cellular component: nucleoplasm; P-body. Gene Ontology annotation, biological process: miRNA-mediated gene silencing by inhibition of translation; positive regulation of nuclear-transcribed mRNA poly(A) tail shortening. Gene Ontology annotation, molecular function: protein binding; nucleic acid binding. The coding region runs from base 179 to 4555 and encodes 1458 amino acids. The record is from RefSeq and is a predicted model, not a curated record. NCBI's taxonomy places the organism in Eukaryota, Metazoa, Arthropoda, Insecta, Diptera, Drosophilidae. The transcript is spliced from 8 exons.
GAGCAAGCAGAGUUUAACAAUUGAAAACAAGAUUAAUACCGACAGCCUUAAAAGUUCAUUUAAUGACAAUGACGAUGAUGACAAUGCUAAUACAAAUAUAGUCGAGACUACUGGGUGUCACUAUAGGAAUGCGCCACAUGCUAGUCGAGCUGAAUAUCAAUUAAAACAAUUGAAUACAAUGCGCGAGGCUCUUUUCUCACAGGAUGGCUGGGGAUGCCAGCAUGUUAAUCAGGAUACUAAUUGGGAAGUACCCAGUUCUCCGGAGCCGGCCAAUAAGGAUCCUUCGGUGCCGUCGAUGUGGAAGCCGAACAUUAAUAAUGGCACUGAUUUAUGGGAAUCAAAUUUAAGAAACGGAGGCCAGCCACCCGCUCAACAAGUGCCAAAGCCAUCAUGGGGUCAUACACCAUCAUCUAAUUUAGGAGGUACUUGGGGUGAGGAUGAUGAUGGUGCAGAUAGCACAAGCGUUUGGACAGGUCAACCAUCCAAUAGUGCAGCACCCAAUGUUGCUGUGGGUGCAAAUGCCCCGGGCGUGAGCUCCUCUACGGGGCCCCAAUGGGGGCAAGGCGUUGGAGUCGGAGUCGGUGUUGGAGUUCCCUUGAGUUCAACGGGAAAUAACAGUGUGCCAACAACUGGAGCAUUGGCUGUUGUCACUCCUGGAUGUGGAAGUAAUGGAAAUAAUUUAAGUGGAACUGGAACUGUUGGAGGAGGAGCUGGCGCUAAUGUUGGCAAUACUGGCAAUGGUUGGGGUGAUCCUCGUGAUAUGCGACCGUUAGCUGGAGCUGGCGGCGGUGGUCCAAUUGACAUUCGAAACGUCGAUCCGCGUGAUCCAAUAUCAAUGCGUGGAGUUGGCGCACCAUCUGGAGAUCCAAGAGAUUUGCGUAUGAUAGAUCCAAGGGAUCCGAUACGCGGUGAUCCGCGUGGCAUAUCAGGUCGUUUAAAUGGCACUUCUGAAAUGUGGGGACAUCAUCCACAGAUAGCCCACAAUCAACUUCAAAAUAUUAACAAAAUGGUUGGCCCUGUUGUAGGCGCAGCUGGUGCAAAUAUUGCCAACUCAAAUAUUGGUCCAGCUGGAGUUGGCUCGAUAUCAAGUAAUAUUGGAGCACAAUGGGGGGCCGCGCCACAAGCUGUCGUUGGCGGCGGAGGCGGUGGUGUUGGUGUUGGUGUUCAAAAGGAUUUAGCGAAACAAAUAACGGGAUGGGAGGAGCCAUCACCGCCACCUCAACGACGAAAUAUACCCAAUUAUGAUGACGGAACUUCGCUUUGGGGACAACAGACGCGUUUACCCGGUACCGGUGCCCAUUGGAAAGAUAUGACAGACUCGAUGGGCCGUAGUCAUUUGAUGCGUACCCAAAAUCCAACAAGCCAAAUUGUUGGCAGUGUGCCGGGCGGUGUCGGUGGAAAUCCCAAUAGUUCAAUGGUUGGAGUUGUUGGGCCGCAGUCUCGUUUGGCAAACACUGGCGGACCAAGUGGUGGAGUUGGAGUUGGUGGACAACAUAGUAAACCGGAUUCUGGGGCCAUGUGGGUGCAUCCAAAUAAUAGUGGAGGUGGGGGCGGGGGCGGUGGCCGAAAUGCUCAACAGCAAGUCAGCUCUUGGGGCGAUGAUAGUCACAAUGUUGGUGUUGGUGCUGGUGGCGGCUCUGUUGGUGGAAACAAUUGGGUCGAUGAUAAACAAAAUAGUUCACUUGCACAAAUUGGCGGUAAUUCAACAUCAUGGAGCGAUUCACCGUCUGGUGGCGUUGGAUGGGGUAAUAAACAAAAUAAAUUAUCAACAACAGGAGGCGCUUCAUCUGGCUGGAGCAAUCCAAGCACAGUUGGCGGCAAUGUCGAUGCUAAUGAUUUAUCUUCGGAUUGGCCCCAUGGUGGCGCCAUCGUUGGUAAAGCACAACAGCAGCAGCAACAACAACAGCAGCAACAGCAACAACAAAAACUUGCGGGCAUUAACGUUGGAGUUGGUAUACAUAACACUGAUAUUGUCAAGCAAAGCAAGCAAUAUAGAAUUUUGGUGGAGAAUGGCUUUAAAAAGGAAGACGUUGAGCGAGCAUUGCUGAGUAAUAAUAUGAAUAUUGAGGAUGCAGCUGAAAUGUUGCGGGCCAAUACAAGUUCAUCAUUGGCAGCAAUGGAUGGCUGGCGUCGUCACGAUGAAGUCCUUGGUUCCUAUGCUGAUCAUUCAAAUACUACGAAUAGUGGCGGAUUUCCACAACGUUAUCCAGCACAACCUUCAAUGUCAUUCCCUCCGAAUAAUCUUAUGACAAAUAUAAGUGGGACAGCAGUAACUGGUAGCAAUAAUCCAAAUAUGGCUGCAUUGCAAGUACAAAAAUAUAUAAAUCAAGGCGGUGGACCACCACAUGGUGUUGCCCUUGGACCCCAAUCUGUAAAUGCAUCAAAUGCAUCUGUUGUUGGAUUUUGCCAAAAUCCAGCGAAUUCAGCGCCAGCGGUCAAUAUUGCAUCAAAUGCUAAUAGCCAACCAUCAGGCCAGCAUAUUCGUAUGCUUGGCCAACAAAUCCAAUUGGCCAUACACAGUGGCUUUAUAUCCAGUCAAAUAUUGACACAGCCGCUAACACAAACUACGUUAAAUUUAUUGAAUCAACUACUCAGCAGUAUAAAGCAUCUUCAAGCAGCACAGCAAUCACUUUCUAGAGGCGGUAAUGCUAAUCCAAUGGUUGUCAAUGUAGCAAUCGCCAAAUACAAACAACAAAUUCAGAAUUUACAAAACCAAAUCAAUGCACAACAAGCUGUUUAUAUAAAGCAGCAAAAUUUGCAACAAAAUUCACAACAGCAACAGCAGCAGCAUCAAUCCGGACAUUUAAAUAAUUCUGGAAAUGAUUAUUUAAGAAAUCAUGAUGCAAUUGCUACACUACAAGGGAACUUUCCGGAGCUUAGUCUUAAUAAGCCAAGUGGAUAUCAGGGUGCGCCCAAUCAGCAGUCUCGCUUAAAUCAGUGGAAGCUUCCAGUAUUAGAAAAGGACACCAUUGCAACAGAUAGCACUGACUUCUCACGAGCUCCGGGUGCAACCAAACAAAAUUUAUCUAGCAACUCAAACAACAUGGGUCCAUUGGGUCUACAAAAUGAUGGUACUUGGUCAACUGGACGCAAUAUUGGGGAUGGUUGGCCAGAUCCGUCAAUUGAUAAUGAGAACAAAGACUGGUCAGUUGCACCGACAGCAGCUGCGUAUACCGACCUGGUGCAGGAGUUUGAACCAGGCAAACCAUGGAAGGGUUCUCAGAUCAAAAGCAUUGAAGAUGAUCCAAGUAUAACUCCUGGAAGCGUUGCACGAUCUCCAUUGUCCAUUAAUCCGACGCCAAAAGAUGCUGAUAUUUUUGCCAAUACUGGCAAAAACUCACCGACUGAUCUGCCACCAUUAAGCUUAUCGUCGUCAACGUGGAGUUUUAAUCCAAACCAAAAUUUUCCUAGGUAUGUAUAUGGACAAUCUAUAUUCAAGAAUGAUUUAAAUAUUGCUAACAAAAUUUUUAUAUCUCUUAGUUGGUCAGACAACACUCAACAAUGUGCCACCUCAGAACUCUGGACGAGUCCUCUCAAUAAAAGCUCAUCCCGAGGACCUCCGCCAGGCUUAAGCACAAAUAAAUCGGGAGGCGUUACUGCUACUGCAACACCAUCUCCUACGGUUGCUGGUAACUCAAAUGGCUGGCUACCAAAUCGAAGUGUGCCCAGCACUAACACAACUUGGACCGGCGGAAACGCUAUUUCGUGGAACUCGAGUUGGUUGCUUUUAAAAAAUCUAACUGCUCAGAUUGACGGUCCUACCUUACGAACAUUGUGUUUGCAACAUGGUCCACUUGUUAGUUUCCACCCAUAUUUAAACCAAGGAAUUGCCUUAUGUAAAUAUACAACGCGUGAGGAGGCUAACAAAGCACAAAUGGCGCUCAACAAUUGUGUGCUCGGUAACACAACGAUUUAUGCUGAAUCGCCGAGUGAGAAUGAGGUGCAAAAUAUACUACAGCAUUUGCCACAACAACAAGCUCCGUCCACCACAAACACUGGCAAUACAGUCGUUAACAAUGGCACUGGCACCACUAGCUGUGCCAGUGGCUCUGGUGGUACAAGCAUUUCUGGCGGCAACAAUAGCAGCAAUGGCAAUGGAAGCGGAGGCAACGGCGGCGCCAACAGCGUAUCAAAUCCAGUGGGUUCAAUUGGCGCACCCAGCAGCAAUGUUAGUGGCUCUGGUGGGAGCUCAGUCGGCGGCAGCAGUACAGCUGGUAACAAUAAUAAUAGUAACGGCAGUAGCAAUAUGAAUCCAUCAACUGUAAAUGGUGCUACAACAACUGGGGGCAACACCAAUCCUAAAAUCGUCGUUGUCAACAACACAACAGGUGGUAGUGUUGGCGGCAACAAUAUGGCAACAGCCAUGACUGUUGCUGGCCAAUCGAAUGCUCCUGUCGCUGCUUCUGCUGCUGCUGCUGUUGUGACUAGCGCCACUUCGACGUGGCGACAAAUAACUCAAAAUCAAGCUCUACAGGGUCCAAAUAGGCCAGCCGGUAGGGAACCAGACUAUGAUUAUAAUAUAUCUCAAUUCGUUUGUUCCAUUGUUGAUGAUUAGUGUGAUGAUGAUAGUAAUUAUGAUGAUUAUAAUGAUUAUAAUGUUAUAUGUGACGAGACAAUGGCAUAGUAUUUCUGUCUAUCCAAGACUCAUACACACAUACACAGACAAAAACACACAUAUACAUGCAUGUAUAUAUAUAUAUAUGUAUAUAUAUAUACUUACACAUUUAUGGAAAAAAGCUAUGUUAUUGAAAACGUACACACACACAUUAAAAGCGGAUCGACUGAUAAACGAAUGGACUUAGAAUUUUUGUAUGCCUGUAGAUUUAUUUUUUCUUCAACGUUCAUAGUUUUUAGGGCUGUAUUUAUGUAAGAAAGAUCGAUAUAUACAUACAUACAAACAUACAUACGUUUUGGGAAUGAUACUUGAAUUAUUUACUUACACACACACAGUAUAGAGUAUAUAUACGAUU